CAUUCUUCCCCACGCACAACAUUCUUCCACUCCCCACGCACGCAAUCCAGCCUCUGCCCUUCCAUUAAUCAAUCCAUGGCGGCCAUGGCUCUGUCUCCUCUGCUCCUAUAUAAACUCCCACCGUCUGUUCUUCUCCAAUCCAUCAAUCGCCAUUGCUCUCUCUACUCUACCUCCCGAGCUCAAUUAAUCACCUUAUCUAGGCAUCUAGCUUUCAUCCCCAGCGCCAUGGCUUGCAACACCGUGGCCACCGAGGUGAACGCCGCCAUCACCAACCUCAACGCCCACCUCGCCGGCGACGACGCCAGCGGCAAGAACACCAUCAUCACGCUGGCUGGGGAGAACAACGGAGCCACGAUGGAGGCUGCGGCCGAGGCGGAGGACCUGGUGGUGGUGGAGGCCGGCGAGCACGGCGAGGGGGAAGAGGAAGAGGUGGAGGUGAGCGCUUACACGAACAGCAACUACCAGGCGGUGAACAACUCGGUGCUGGUGGCCGGCAGCUGCGCCGUCAGGGACCCCGGCGUGCACGUCGUCGUCGUCGAGCACGUCGACGACAUCCGCGAAUGCGACGAAGGACUCUUCCAGGAAGGGGAAUUUGUUGCCAACAAGAUGGAGUGAUCAGUGCUGAUCGAGCCAUGGAUGAUCGAUCACCCAUCGAUCGAGAGUUAUAUUACAGGAACACGCUAUAUAUUAAUGUCCUGCUCUCUUAAUUCUGCUUGUGGUAGUCAAUUUGGUUGAUUACUUUGAUUUGUCCACACUAGCUUACUCGCGGCCCUGGAGAUGCUAGCUCCGAUGAUCCACUGAUUGUAUGUCUCUGUAAGCGUUUGAUAUUAUAUACAUGCAUGUUUAAUUAUGGUGAAAUUGCAUUGAUCAAUGUACGCACUACAAACAUAUAUUUCGUUGUAUUAUGCAAGUUUGCUUCAUGUACAAUUCAAUAAAGGUUUGGCUGUGGCUAA
This is a messenger RNA of Brachypodium distachyon (stiff brome), 953 nucleotides long. RefSeq lists its product as uncharacterized. The record is from RefSeq and is a predicted model, not a curated record. The transcript has a single exon. Lineage: Eukaryota; Viridiplantae; Streptophyta; Magnoliopsida; Poales; Poaceae. The coding region runs from base 76 to 615 and encodes 179 amino acids.